UUGGUCGCAAAGCCUCUGUCCUCUCUACUCUCUAGCUUUGCGCAACCAGACCCACUUGAUACAUAUAUGGCCUCUCUCUCUCUCGGCUAUUAUUCUUCCGUGGAGAGAGAAAGCAGAGAGCCAGAGAUUGGAUUAGAAAGAAAACAAAGUGAGAGUAACAAGGUGGGAGAGAGAUGGUGAUGUGGGUAUUUGGGUAUGGUUCUCUUAUAUGGAAAGCUGGCUUCAACUACGAUCAGCGCCUCGUUGGUUUCAUCAAAGACUAUCGCCGUGUCUUCUAUCAAGGUAGUACGGACCACAGAGGGACACCGGAGUAUCCAGGAAGGACGGUGACAUUGGAGCCUGCAGAAGGGGAAGUCUGUUGGGGAGUUGCCUACAAGGUAUCUAAGAAGGAAGAUGAAGAAGUUGCACUAACGUAUUUAGAAGUGAGGGAGAAACAGUACGACAAGAAGGAUUAUCUUGAUUUCUUCACUGAACCCUCAGCUACAACUCCCACUGUUUCUGGAGUAAUGGUGUACAUUGCAUCUCCAGACAAGAAGCUCAAUGGGAAUUACUUGGGGCCUGCUUCUCUUGAAGAUAUUGCCAAGCAAAUCAUUCAUGCUGAAGGCCCUUCAGGACCCAACAGAGACUACCUUUUUCACCUUGAGAAGGCUCUUGUUCAAAUGGGAUGUAAAGACAAACAUGUAAUGGAUCUUGCAAAUGAAGUGAGGCGCAUCCUUUCCCAGGGGGAGCUGACUGCUUCAUGAGGUCAUGAAUACUUGGCAAAAGGCAAAAGGUUUUUAUGAUUUGGAAGCAGUCAUCAAGGUUUAUCUGUUGAAAGAUACUAAACAUAUUGGACUUGAUAAAAAAAAGGCUGGAUACUAAGCAUUGUUGGGACUCAGCUUUUCAUUUAAUAGAGGCCCCUCCUGUUGUUAAACAAUCACUCCCAUUGUAAAAUCUUGUCACUAUUGAGCUUCUGUGCUCGUGCCAAGAGUUAUGCUAGCCACUAGAGACUCCAUUAGGGCAUGAGAAGAAACAUGGACUUCCACCAAAAGCAAGGUGUUGUAAAAUUCCAUUCUUUUUUCUUGCUCACCUCAGUUGUUUCAACAAAUAUUAUGUUGAAUCCAAUAAUUGAUGCUUACUUUUGAUCAUA
This is a messenger RNA of Alnus glutinosa, 1129 nucleotides long. Its product is annotated as gamma-glutamylcyclotransferase 2-3. The coding region runs from base 174 to 743 and encodes 189 amino acids. The transcript is spliced from 8 exons. The record is from RefSeq and is a predicted model, not a curated record. Lineage: Eukaryota; Viridiplantae; Streptophyta; Magnoliopsida; Fagales; Betulaceae. Gene Ontology annotation, molecular function: gamma-glutamylcyclotransferase activity; glutathione specific gamma-glutamylcyclotransferase activity. Gene Ontology annotation, biological process: glutathione catabolic process. Gene Ontology annotation, cellular component: cytoplasm.